Molecule: messenger RNA, 1176 nt
Organism: Caenorhabditis briggsae
Lineage: Eukaryota; Metazoa; Nematoda; Chromadorea; Rhabditida; Rhabditidae
Gene: Cbr-npr-12
Product: Protein CBR-NPR-12
Exons: 7
Coding region: 1-1176 (391 amino acids)
Biological process (GO): G protein-coupled receptor signaling pathway
Cellular component (GO): membrane
Molecular function (GO): neuropeptide Y receptor activity
Source: RefSeq, a predicted model, not a curated record
AUGCAACCACCUAACUCUACGGGAGAAUGGACCGAAAUUCAUUGCGAUUGGUUCGAAGAGAUGCAAAAUUAUCAAAAUAGUCUCUACAAAAUCAAUUUCGAUGGAUCGCCAAUCGUUCCAAUGUAUGGACUUGUUUGCUCAUUUGGAGCGCUCGCCAACUUUAUUGUCCUUCUCGCAUUCGCCAGAACUGCGAACUUGAGAAAUUUGAGAAACAGUUUCAUUGUCAAUUUGGCAUUCUCUGAUCUGAUACUUUGUGUGGUCACGGCUCCUGUCACACUUUAUACUAGCCUUAAUUUAUUCUGGCCAUUUGGAGACUGGUCUUGUAAAUUUCUCGCCGGUGUCCAGGCAGUAAACACAUUUGUCUCCUCCCUGACCCUUGCUUUCAUUGCAAUGGAUCGUGUUCUUCUGACAUUGUGUCCAGUCCGAUGGCGAUUAGCUGCCACCGCUCCACUUCUGUGCUACGUUUUCGUAUGGAUCAUUUCCAUUAUGGUCGCGUUACCGUAUGCACUAGCAGUCAGCUCGAAACUUGCUCCAUUUGAUCCAUGGAGUGAUCGUGCAACACCGAAGAUGCUAACCUACUGUAAUCGCGAAGUUCCUGAAAUCUGUGCCGAAAUGCAAGAAGCAUGGGACAACGCUAUCGUUUCCAAAACCACAUACACAUUUGUGGUUCUUGCCAUCCAAUACAUUCUUCCACUCGUUGCAUUGGCAUUCGCCUAUUUCCAAAUCGGCUCAACUAUUCAGAAGAGAUCGAAAGUGUCACGAACGGUAGAUACAACUAGAAGAAUGCAAAUGCAGAACCGUAAUAGAAGAGCUCUCCUUUUGCUGUUCUUGUUGGUCCUCACCUAUGCAGUCUGCUGGGCUCCGAUGAAUAUUUAUCAUGUUUUGAAUGGUUUGGAAAUCAUCAACUACUCUCAAAAUAUGUACAUCUUCUGUCACCUAGUCGGAAUCUCCUCAACCUGUGUUAAUCCAAUUGUCUAUGCUCUAGUCAACGAGUCGUUUAGAAACGCUUUGCAAUCCAUGAUUCUCCAAUUCCGUCCAUGUUAUGUAACCACUACGGGUACAGCUGCCACUAACGUGUACGCUUAUUCCGCCACAUCCAAAGCUGAAAAUGUCACUUUGAUGCGCGACCCAUUCUCAACUACUACACGUCCAAACGAACGCGGUGAUAAUGUUUAA